ACAAACCGGGCCCAAUCGCUAACCCACUCCUCAGCGCUGCUAAUCCCCGCAUAGUGCAAUACCUCAUAACAAAGCUCGAAACAUCCCUCCCAAUGCGCGAAUAAAUGGCCACAAGAUCCUCGAUAGGAACCCACCACUUAUCCCCAAUCCAAACCUUCCCGUCCUCCCCGUUGCGCGCAAUCCUGGAGGAAAGUAUCACAUCCCCGCCGAGGUCCAAAACCCUAUGCGCGGCAGCCUCAUCCCCGUCAAAGUCCACGCCCGCCAGCGCGCUCAGAAAUCCCGUGGGGAGGCGGAUAGCAUGCCACGUCGCGUCCGCCACCUGAUGACUGGCCACGGCGAAUACAAACCCAAUAAGUUUCUCCAGAUGCUCCUGCUCCUCCGGCGUGCGCUGCUUGGAGGUCAGACUGCCGUAUCGAGAGUUUAUGUGUUCGACGGUAGCGAUUAGGAAGGGCGGCCAGUGCGCGGCUUCCGCAUCGUCGUUGG
Molecule: messenger RNA, 483 nt
Organism: Tuber aestivum (summer truffle)
Lineage: Eukaryota; Fungi; Ascomycota; Pezizomycetes; Pezizales; Tuberaceae
Source: the annotation of a GenBank genome assembly